GUUGCUAUGGGUAACCCCGCUACUCCCUAAGCCUUCCUCCCGCUUUAUUACUAUUAAUAAUAUUUUGCUUUGAUUUUUCACCCGAAGUAAAAAAGCGUGACGCCAGGGCUGGCACCUCAACCUGUCUUCCUCAAGAAUCUCCCCCGCCUCCGAAAAAUUACUCAACUGCUACCACUAAAUCAUCAUCGGUAACGGCAUAUGCGGACUUGAGCGGUCGUCGGGACGAAGUCGGUGGGAGACGACGAGCUUGAGGUCACCAUGGAAAAAUAUGAAAAUCUGGGGCUAGUUGGUGAAGGAAGCUAUGGCCUGGUGAUGAAAUGCAAGAACAAAUCGAAUGGGAGAAUAGUUGCCAUUAAGAAAUUUUUGGAAAGUGAAGAAGACAAAAUGGUGAAGAAAAUAGCUAUGCGGGAAAUAAAGCUUUUAAAGCAACUCCGACAUGAUAACCUGGUCAACUUGCUUGAAGUCUGCAAGAAGAAAAGGCGCUGGUAUCUUGUGUUUGAGUUUGUGGAGCGCACUGUAUUAGAUGAUUUAGAACAAUUUCCAAAUGGGAUGGAAAACAGCAAAGUGAAAAAGUACCUGUUUCAAAUCCUGAGGGCCGUGGCGUUCUGCCAUUCUCACAAUAUUAUCCACAGGGAUAUCAAGCCUGAAAACAUCCUUGUGUCCCAGAAUGGAGUUGUCAAGCUGUGUGACUUUGGAUUUGCUCGGACGAUGGCAGCCCCCGGUGAGCUUUACACUGAUUAUGUGGCCACCCGCUGGUACAGGGCACCGGAGCUGGUGGUGGGAGACACCAAGUACGGCAAAGCUGUGGACGUGUGGGCCAUUGGCUGUCUGGUUGUUGAGAUGCUUACAGGAGAGCCGCUGUUUCCAGGGGAUUCAGAUAUUGACCAGCUAUACCACAUUAUUAAGUGUUUAGGAAACUUAACUCCGCGUCACCAGGAGCUCUUUCACCGAAACCCCGUUUUUGCUGGAGUGCGACUGCCAGAAAUUCAGCAAGUGGAACCUCUAGAGAAAACGUUUCCAAAGCUUCACUCCAUCACCUUGAGCUUAGUAAAGAAAUGUCUACACAUUGAUCCAGACAAGCGAUCGUCUUGCAGUGAGCUGUUGCGCCAUGAAUAUUUUACCAGAGAUGGCUUUGCAGAAAGGUUCAUUGAGGAGCUCAAUUAUAAACUGAAGAAGAAUUUAAAAGAAAGUGCUCCAUUGUCAAAGAAGUCCAAAACAUCCAAAAGGGACAAAGAAGAGCGUACUGCGGAUGAAUCAAAAACCAUAAGCAAAGAGCCUAGUAACCUUGUGAAGAUAAUUGAGAACAAGUCGGAUGCUAAAACAAUGAAAACCAGAGAAACCCUGGCAGAGACUGAAAAAGUGGAGAUGCAGACCAUUAUGGAGGGCAACGAAGGACCAGAGAAGAGCAUAGAGAAGGGCGUGGCCAUGAGCAGAGCGGUCCAGCUGUGUUUAAGAGAUCAAAACACCUGCAAUGAUUCCUCUGUGGGGUCUGCAAUUCCUCCAAUCUCACAGACCCCGGCAUCCAGCAGCCUAAAUGUCCCAUCUGCUGCUGUCUCAGGAUCACUCAGCUACAGGGGGAAUGAGAAGACAACCAAACACAUAACCGUUUUUAAAAAACACUGCCAGCAGCCUUUGCCCGGCCAUUACAAUAUCAGCCUUAUGAUGCAGGCAGCACACGAUAAAAGUGCACUUCAUGACCGAUCUGUUCCACCCGAUAGAACAGGGAAUGGUAGCAAGAAGAAAUGGGAAUUUGGCAAGUCAGAUGUGCAUCUCCCUGAGCUGAGCAGCAGUCAUUUGCCGGAGCUCAAAGGACCUGAAGGACGGCUUUCAAAGGCAAUAAAGAAAGAGAGCAAGAAAACAGCUGACUGUCGAAUUCCGUCUCUCGCAGCGCUGGACGUCCACUCCAGUAUGGCUUUGCAACAGAUGUCUGGCACCUCCUACAAUGAAGCCACUGAAGCCAACUUGCCGCGGGUGGACCACUAGCACGGGGUGACAUCGUGUGAGGACUCUGCUGCUUGUUGAGCGUCUGCUCCUCAGUCUACGGAGGUCUUCAGGUUCCAUGCAGUCAGUCGUGUGCAGAGGUCUGACAGGACUUAUAGUUAUUUAAGCCAGCUAACUUUAAUAUGUGGAACUUCUAACUUUAGAGACUUAAUGACAUUUUGUAUUUUAUUAUUUGUAUUGUUUUUUCAUUUUUCUUUUUAAGUGAGAGCCAAAGUGGACUUUGC
Molecule: messenger RNA, 2225 nt
Organism: Polypterus senegalus (gray bichir)
Lineage: Eukaryota; Metazoa; Chordata; Cladistia; Polypteriformes; Polypteridae
Product: cyclin-dependent kinase-like 2
Exons: 13
Coding region: 259-1983 (574 amino acids)
Biological process (GO): protein phosphorylation
Cellular component (GO): nucleus
Molecular function (GO): cyclin-dependent protein serine/threonine kinase activity; ATP binding
Source: RefSeq, a predicted model, not a curated record